AGUAACCUCGAUUGUAUCUACAUUCUCAGUUUUUUCAGAUUUGUUUUUGCUAAUAAUGGGUUCUUCAACAACAGUUGUGUUGCGGAGAAGGACGGAAGCUCCAAAACCGGGAAGAACAUUGAGGAACAGGUCGAAUUCAAGGAAAAUGGUUGAAGAAGAUGAAUAUAGCGAUACUUCAUGUGAGAAAUGUGGAUCUGGUGAAUACCCAGCUCAGCUUUUGCUUUGUGACAAAUGUGACCGAGGAUUUCAUCUGUUUUGCUUGAGACCCAUUCUGGCUUCAGUGCCCAAAGGCUCCUGGUUCUGCCCAUCUUGCGAUGAUAACAAGAAUCUGACAAAAUUUCCUCUUGUGCAAACAAAGAUUGUUGAUUUUUUCCGGAUUCAGAGACCGUCUAACUCGAUUAAUGAGUUUAGUCCAGGCAAAGAUUGCCAGAAAAAGAGAAAACGUGGCAGUAGCUUGGUAGUGUCAAAGAAGAGAAGAAGAUUAUUGCCCUUCAAUCCGACUAAGGAUCCUACCCGGAGAUUGGAACAAAUGACAUCUCUUGCUACUGCCUUGUUAGCAGCUGGAGCAGAUUUCAGCAAUGAGCUCACCUAUAUGCCAGGCAUGGCCCCACGAACAGCUAAUCAUGCAGCACUCGAGCGAGAGGGAAUGCAGGUAUUAUCUAAAGACGAUACAGAAACUUUACAGUUGUGCAAGAACAUGAUGAAACAGGGUGAAUGGCCACCACUCAUGGUUGUUUUUGAUCCCAAAGAGGGAUUUACUGUUGAAGCAGAUGCGAUCAUAAAAGACUGGACAAUAAUUACAGAGUAUGUUGGAGAUGUUGAUUACUUGAAUAAUCGGGAAGCUGAUGAUGGAGAUAGCAUGAUGACUCUUUUAACUACUAAUGAUCCUUCAAAAGACCUUGUCAUUUGUCCUGACAAGCACAGUAAUAUUGCUCGCUUCAUCAAUGGGAUAAACAAUCAUACUCCCGCUGGGAAGAAGAAACAGAAUUUGAAGUGUGUGAGGUUUGAUGUUGAUGGUGAAUGCCGUGUUUUAUUGGUUGCAAACAGAGACAUUCGAAAGGGAGAGAGGCUAUAUUAUGACUACAAUGGUUAUGAAAAUGAAUAUCCAACUGAGCACUUUGUUUGACCUCAUAGGAUCCAAACUGAUUUGUCCAGCGUUGGUUUCUAAAUUUUUUAAUCUAUUGACACAUAGCGCAAAAGCCUUGUAAACACAAGGGCAAGGUGGAGGGGUAUACAAGAAUGAUUUUGUCUUGGGUGCAUAAAAUGCAAAGAAUUCCUAGUUUCUGGUCUCAUUGUCCAGUCUCACAUCUCAUACCUUCAAGAUAUUUUUAGUGGACUCAUGGAACAUGACAACCUGAGAAGAUUUUGUGUACAAAUGUCAGCUAUUGGUGAUUCAUCAUGUAAAUGCUUUAAGCUUGGUUCUGGAGAAAAAACUCAUGUUUCCCCAAACAGAAGUUC
Messenger RNA from Solanum stenotomum, 1458 nucleotides. Its product is annotated as histone-lysine N-methyltransferase ATXR6. Lineage: Eukaryota; Viridiplantae; Streptophyta; Magnoliopsida; Solanales; Solanaceae. Gene Ontology annotation, molecular function: protein binding. The transcript has 6 exons. The record is from RefSeq and is a predicted model, not a curated record. Bases 56 to 1126 code for a protein of 356 amino acids.